AGAAUGCAGUGCUAUUUGGUAUAAAUUGUGGGUGCAAAUGGUAAGGUUAUCAAGAGUUUCUUGAAGGUGGUAUUAAGUUCAGUGGAAGAUGUUGGUGCAUGUUCUCUUCCUGCUGCCCCUACUGGUGCCUGGUGGGCUCUCUCAGUCAUGUGGGGAAUCUGUUGUAAUAGUGGCCUCAAAGCAACUGGCAAAGCAGCUGGACUUCAGUAAAGAGAACCAAUUCAGAAGCUGCAAGGAGAUAAAAGAUUCUAACAAUGACUCACAAGAUGGGCUAUACAAACUCACAUCUUCAGAUGGGAUCUCCUACCAGACCUUCUGUGACAUGACUACAAAUGGAGGAGGAUGGACUUUGGUGGCCAGUGUGCAUGAGAACUACAUGGCAGGGAAGUGCACUGAGGGAGAUCGCUGGUCCAGCCAACAAGGAAAUCGGGCUGACCGUCCUGAGGGCGAUGGCAACUGGGCUAACUUUAACACAUUUGGAUCACCUGGUGGAGCAACUAGUGAUGAUUACAAGAAUCCUGGCUAUUAUGAUAUUGAAGCAGACAACCUUGGGGUGUGGCACGUGCCCAACAAGACCCCCCUAAGUGUUUGGAGGAAUUCAUCCCUGCAGAGAUACCACACAACAGAUGGGGUUCUUUUCAAAAAUGGAGGGAACCUGUUCAGCCUGUACCAGAUCUAUCCAGUGAAGUAUGGCAUAGGAAGCUGCCAAAAGGACAGUGGCCCCAUUGUGCCUGUAGUGUACGACUUUGGAAGUCCGAACUUAACAGCUUCUUUCUACUCCCCAGAUUUCAGAAGUCAGUUUACUCCUGGCUACAUCCAGUUUCGACCAUUUAACAAUGAGAGAGCUGCACUGGCGCUGUGUCCGGGAAUGAAGAUGGAGUCCUGCAAUGCAGAACAUGUGUGCAUUGGAGGAGGUGGCUAUUUCCCAGAAGCUGACCCUAGGGAAUGUGGAGACUUUGCAGCCUAUGACUUUAAUGGAUAUGGAACCAAAAAGUUAAACAGCGCAGGCAAAGAGAUAACUGAGGCAGCCAUACUACUCUUCUAUCUGUAAUCUUAAUAAACUGGUACAAAUUAAA
Molecule: messenger RNA, 1076 nt
Organism: Xenopus tropicalis (tropical clawed frog)
Lineage: Eukaryota; Metazoa; Chordata; Amphibia; Anura; Pipidae
Gene: cgl.2
Product: egg cortical granule lectin gene 2
Exons: 8
Coding region: 89-1051 (320 amino acids)
Source: RefSeq, a predicted model, not a curated record